Messenger RNA from Zingiber officinale, 788 nucleotides. Its product is annotated as zinc finger protein ZAT12-like. The coding region runs from base 126 to 611 and encodes 161 amino acids. The record is from RefSeq and is a predicted model, not a curated record. Lineage: Eukaryota; Viridiplantae; Streptophyta; Magnoliopsida; Zingiberales; Zingiberaceae. The transcript has 2 exons.
GGAGGAUUUGAGUCUGACUGGGAUUUAUUCGGAGUUUGAGAAAAUAUGAGGGGGCGAAACAAAGUUGCUACCAACCCCACCAAUCAGGCCUAUAAAGACGUUCUCCCAAGGUCGACAGCGUCAACAUGGCCAACAUCCUCAUGCUCUUGUCUCGCGGCGGCGGCGUUGGCGGCGGAGGCGGAGGAGGAGGCGGCGGCGACGAGAGUCGCGUGUUCGAGUGCAAGACGUGCAACCGCCACUUCCCGUCGUUCCAGGCGCUGGGCGGGCACCGCGCGAGCCACAAGAAGCCGCGGAUGGUCUCUGGCGACAACAGCGGUGGCUAUGUGGCGGCGAAGCCGAGGAUUCACGAGUGCUCUGUCUGCGGGCUCGAGUUCGCCGUCGGCCAGGCGCUGGGCGGACACAUGCGGCGCCACCGGGCGUCGUCGUCACAGGCGCAAGGGUCGACGACGUUGUUUUCGCGUGGCCCAGCGCCGGCGGAGCCGGCCAGAGAGGUGGCGGUGGCGGAGCAGGAGGCCAGAAAGGUGGUGUUGGACUUGAACUUCCCGCCCUUGGAGAAUGACGUCGAUCUCAAACUGGGUUUGGGAUUGAAUUUGGAGAGUGCCGAUAAUUAACAAGAUUGCCGUGGUCGAUUAAUUGCUGUUCAUACUGCUCGCUAAUCACCCUAUUGCUUAAUUUCUUUUAUCUGCCAGAUUUUUUUUUUUGCCGGUGUUAAAUCUUAAUUAACCAUGCAUAUGGCCUUAUGUUCCACAGGAAUAUAAUUAUAAUUAAGAAUAUCGAUUCCCGCGGCC